AAACAACCUCGAAGCGUAUAUUUCGUAGCUCUGAAAUACGUGAAAACUAUGUUCAAACUGUCUUAUUUAUAGUAUUAAAUAGUCAAAAGUUAUAUAAAAAUGUCCCACACACAACUGCUUACCGCCUCCACCCGGCUAUGUUGGUUAAAUAGCAUGAAAUACGAGUGUAAAUAUUUACGUAAUGCAACCAAAGUUUUAGCUAGAUAUAAAGGCACAAAUGCCGCUAAAAAGAAGACUGCGAGCUCUGUGUACCGCACUAUGAACGUAUUUGACAGACAGGUGAAGAUUCUGCAGCGGGAGCGGUCGGCACAGAAGGAAGAUUACCAUUUAGCGGAGUAUAUCAAAGAGGAGGUUGGAUGGCGUACGGCGGACAGAAUAUUAGAUAUUAAGAGGCUAUUUAAAAAUGCCGUAGAGCUUGGAGCAGGCCGCGGCUACGUGUCCAGACAUCUCCUGCCCGACUCAGUAGAGAGAGUCACACUCUGCGACACAUCGCAGACUCAUCUGGAUAAAGCCAUCAUUGGCGACGGGGUGCAGUUUGAGAAACGGGUUAUGGAUGAAGAGAACAUUGAUCUGCCUGAAGAGAGUGUGGACCUGGUUGUGUCAUCGCUGUGCCUCCACUGGGUCAAUGACCUCCCUGGCACCUUUGACAAAAUCAUGAACAUCCUGAAACCAGAUGGCGCAUUUAUCGCUUCGCUAUUCGGCGGUGACACACUAAUGGAACUCCGGCAGUCCCUCCAACUAGCCGACACAGAGAGAUUAGGGGGCAUGGCCCCACACAUCUCCCCUUUUGUACGGGUGAGGGACAUAGGCGGGCUUUUGAACGCGUAACGGCUACACCUACAAACUGUCGAUGUGGACACAAUCACAUUGUGGUACCCGAGCGCGUGGCAUGUGAUGAACGACCUGCGCACACUGGGCGAAGCAAACGCCGCGUUCAAUCGCCCGCUGCGUUUGAGCCGCGACGUGCAGUUUGCCGCCGCCGCGAUUUACGAUGAGAUGUAUGGAAAGGACGUUCCCGAGCGCAAAUCCCGCGGGGUCCCAGUGACCUUCGAGAUCGUGAACCUCCUCGGCUGGAAGCCCUCCCCCUCGCAGCCGCAGCCCCUCCCCCGCGGCUCCGGGCAGCUGUCCCUCAAGGACCUGCACAGGAUUGACGAGAUCGUCCAGGAUGUGAAGACUGUGCACCUCACGGAGGAUGAUAAGAAAUAAAUGUUUACUGUUUA
Messenger RNA from Leguminivora glycinivorella, 1220 nucleotides. RefSeq names its product arginine-hydroxylase NDUFAF5, mitochondrial. The record is from RefSeq and is a predicted model, not a curated record. Lineage: Eukaryota; Metazoa; Arthropoda; Insecta; Lepidoptera; Tortricidae. Gene Ontology annotation, biological process: mitochondrial respiratory chain complex I assembly. The transcript is spliced from 6 exons. Gene Ontology annotation, cellular component: mitochondrion. Gene Ontology annotation, molecular function: S-adenosylmethionine-dependent methyltransferase activity.